This is a messenger RNA of Corythoichthys intestinalis (scribbled pipefish), 3492 nucleotides long. RefSeq names its product retinoic acid induced 14 (gene rai14). Bases 2 to 3271 code for a protein of 1089 amino acids. Lineage: Eukaryota; Metazoa; Chordata; Actinopteri; Syngnathiformes; Syngnathidae. Gene Ontology annotation, molecular function: protein binding. The transcript is spliced from 21 exons. The record is from RefSeq and is a predicted model, not a curated record.
CAUGCACUCCUCCGUCACGAGAGCCCGAUCCGCUGUGACGUCACAUUCCAGAGUCAGUGUGGAGGGAGGGGGUCCACCAACAAUCCCAACUUUUAAUGUAUGCAGUCGGGGCCGAGCCGGGCCAGUGUGUCGGUCGGCCGCACUGUUUUCCUCUGCUUUCUCUACAUCCUCCCACUGUAGCGGCGGCAGAACAACGACUCGCUGUUCGCUAGCUAAUCCGCUUUUUGGGUCCCAAAAGGAGAAUCCCGAACCGAUUCCCCGACUCCUGGAAAAAAGCGAGAGGGCUGUAAGCGAGCAAGCAACUACAUGGACUACUACUAGACCGAACAUGAAGAGCCUUAAAGCCAAGUUCAGGAAAACUGAUGUCAACGAGUGGAACAAGAAUGACGAGCGGUUGCUUGCUGCAGUGGAGCACGGUGAGGCGGAGAAAGUGGCAUCCCUUGUCGCCAAGAAAGGGGCCAGUGCAGUGAAGCUGGACAGCGAAGGCAAAUCAGCUCUUCAUGUAGCAGCGUCACGAGGCUACACCGACUGCCUUGCUGUCCUCCUAUCACAUGGCGCUGACCCAACAGUGGCUGAUAGUGCAGGUUUAAAUCCGUUACACUUGGCAGCCAAGAACAAUCAUGCUGAGUGCUGCAAAAGGCUCAUUCAGAGCAAAUGUCCCAUUGACGCAGUUGAUUGCUCAGGAAGGAGCGCUUUGCAUCAUGCUGCUCUUGGUGGGAAGAUCCAGACUGUCCAAUUUCUGUGUGAACUGAAAAGUGCCAUCAACCUUAAAGAUGCCGACGGGCACACGCCUUUGCUCCUGGCAGCCAAACACGGCCAUGCUGAAGUGUGCAUCACUUUGCUGGACUGCGGCGCUGAAAUCAGCACUUCUGACAACAGUGGCAGGACGGCGUUGAUGCUCGCCACACAGUCAAAUGCGGUGGCUGUGGUUGAAGUUCUGGUCCACAGAGGGGCCCUCCUGUCCGCAGUGGAUUUGCACGGGCACGAUGUUCUACACUACGCCAAAUUAUCCACCAACUGUGAGGUCAAGGCAGCACUCACGGCCGCUCUCACCAGGCAGCUGCCAGAUCCCAAGUCCUGUAGAAGUCCUGCGCAUGAUCAAGUAGCUAAGCUAAAUGAUGAACGGAUCACAACUCCCAAAAAACGAAAAGCACCUCCACCUCCUAUUAGCCCACUGCAGCAGAAGUCUGGAACGUCUUCUCCUUCAGUUUCUGGGACCCCCUCAUCAAACAAAAGUGACACUCCAAAGCGGUUCAACUACAAGGAGGAUGAAGUCCAAGAGGACUUGGAGAGGCUAUGCAACAACCAGAGAACCAUGCUGCUGGAGACAAUGGACGACUUGAAGAGCGCCGAUGAACUGGAUCCGAAGGUCGAGCACGGACUUACGGCAUCGGCUGCUUUGGUUUCAGCCCUUCAAGCUAAGAUUACUGCUCUUACUCUGGAAAACCAGCAAUUGGCCAGCAAUUUUAAGAAACAUCCAUCGCUCCAAGCAAACAAGGACGUGAAAGAAACCAGCCGUCCCGACAGCAUGACCUCUAACUCCUCCUUCCAUUCCACACAGGAUGACUUGGAGCUAGCUGCAGCUGUACCUUCCACCGCCCACGCACCGCGGGAGGACGGAAUCGAGGAGGAAGGGAAAAAGGGGAGCCAGGAGGAGAUCCGACUGUUAAGACAGGCGCUUGAGAGCGUCCAGAUGAAGUUGCUGGAAACCAGAAAAGAAAACCGCUCUCUUCAGGCUCUGGUGAAACCUGAGAGGAGCAAAGAAGUGGUCGAGGAGAACGAGGGAAACGUGAGAGGUAAAGGCAAAGAGGAAGAGUUGAUCGAGAGCCUGGCGGAGCUGCAAGCGAAGCUCACGGAUACCCAGGAGAGAUACCACCAAGCCUUGGAGGAGGUGGAUGAGCUGCGAGCGCGGAUGGGAGGCGACUUUGCCGAUCGCCGUCGAGCGUCCGCGCUUGAGCAGGAAGUGAAGCAAUUGAAGACGCAGCUUGUGCAGACGGGCUGCGAGCACGAGAACGCCGUUCAAAGAUUGAGAGAGCUGGAGGCGGCGAUGAGGGAGGCUGAGGAGGAGAAACUGAAAGAGAAAGAAAGAGAGGAGAGGACGGCAAAAAUGGAGGAGCUGUAUAAGGAGGCGCAGGAGGAGAUUAGGAUUCUUCAGGAGGCUCUGAGGGGGACAGUUCCGGUGGAGGCCGCAGCCAAAGAUUUUGAGGAAAUGAAGUCUGAGCUCAACGAAGUCAUAUGCGGACUACAGCGCCGACUGCUGGAAUUGUCGCACUCCUACAGCGAAACCCGGGCUCAGCUGGGCGCCGCGCAGAAGGAGCUGUCCGACAGCAGCCGGGCGCCAUCCCCGCCUUCGGAGGAGUUGCAGCAGGAGAUGCAGAACCGGCUGGAGGAGAUGCAAACGCUGCACGCCGAAAUGGAGAAGAAGUACUCGGCAGCUCUGGAGGAGAUCUCGCAACUGAGGAAGGAAGCGGAAGUGCAGGCGCAAAGCACUGUGGACCUCGCUGACCACACUCAAGUGAUGUCGUCUUUAGGAAACGCCAUCAAAGAGCUGGAAAGCCAAUCGGAAGCACUAAAAGAGCAGCUCCGCCAAAAGACAUUGCUACUGGAUGAUCUUCAGAACAGGCUAACAGCGGAGAAAGACACCACCUCAGAGGAUUACGUCUCUGCCGAGGAGCACACUAAAAUGCGAGAUCAGCUGGAGGGCGAGGUGAACCACCUCACGCAGCUCCUCCAGGAGGCUCUCAGGAAGCAGGACGAGAUGGCUUUGGAGGCAGCCGAUGCCUGGCAGAAGGCACGGGACAAUCGAGCAGAGCGGGAGACCAUGCAGGAAGUUCUGACGUCAACAGAGAAAGACAACCAGAACCUGACCUCCAGGUUGGCCGAGUCCCAGGACGCUGUGUGUCAGCUCAAGCAGCUCGUUGAGAACCACGUGGCCUCUGAGCGAGAGAAGAACAAGCGGAUAGACGACCUGUCCCGGGAAGUGGCCAAGCUAAAGGACGCCUUAAACAGCCUAUCACAGCUCUCCUACGGCUCAGGAUCCCCCUCCAAGAGACAGCAGCAGAACCAGCAGCUGGAGACCAUGCAGCAGCAAGUCAAACAACUGCAGUACCAACUUGCCGAGUCCAAAAAGCAACACAAUGAGAUCGUGUCGGUCUACAGGAUGCACCUUCUCUACGCCGUUCAGGGUCAGAUGGACGAAGACGUGCAGAAAGCCUUGAAGCAGAUCUUGAUGAUGUGCAAGGUGCCAAGUCAAACCAAGGAGGCCUGCUGAGAUGCUCCAAAGCCAACAAACCCAAAACAAACACUGAAGUCAACUGCUGCUGCCAAUGUCAUGCGGGGGCUGCAACACUGCGUGCCUCUGGACUUAAAUGGUCUUUGCAUAGUCAAGUCAUUGGAAACCCUGAAACCCAACAUUCAUUAACAUCAAUCAACUUCAAAUCAGGCAUUGCUGCACAAAUGUGGUGACCGUGAUCCAGUUCUGUUACAUUUUGU